AUGACACGAAAAUCUGAAAAAUCUGAGGAAGAAAUGGUAGACCAGUUCUUGAACUAUGACGGAGAGGAAAGUGGUGCUACCGGUGUAGAAAGUAGUGCUGCAAAUAACGUCGACAAAAAUACUAACUUAGCAACUGCGGAUAAAGCGGAUCAAAAGGUUGGUGAAGAAAAAGACCAAACUCAGAAACAACCUGAAGAAACUUCGGAACAAGAACCUGCCAAUGGAAUAUUGGUCAAAGAAAAGAGAGGAGGAAGAAGUCGCAUCAACAUCAAAAUCGAAGGGAAGGAAGAGGGCCGCACAACCAUCAUCGCCUAUGAGUUUGAUGAAGAUUGGGAAAAUCAGGUUGUUGCAGUUGAGACUGUCACACGUGAUGAUAAAAACGGUGAAUUAUUG
Molecule: messenger RNA, 393 nt
Organism: Racocetra fulgida
Lineage: Eukaryota; Fungi; Glomeromycota; Glomeromycetes; Diversisporales; Gigasporaceae
Source: the annotation of a GenBank genome assembly